AUGAAGGUCUUUUCGUCCGCCUGCACCUUCGACUACUCCUGGGAUGAGGUGUCCACGGCCAACUGGCGCAAGUAUUGCCCGUGGAACGACAAGGUCACCCAUGUCGUUGGUGUCGACACCCUCUCUCGCACCGUCGAUCCCUCGACCGGAAUUUUGCGAACCGAACGUCUGAUCACCUGCAAUCAAUCAGUUCCUCAGUGGGUUCUGACUCUGCUCGGCGGCACAACCACCUCCCACGUCUACGAAGUAUCCUACGUCGACCCCGUUUCCAAGAAGGUCACCAUGUGCUCCAACAACCUCACCUGGUCCAACGUCCUUAACGUCCGUGAGACCGUCACCUACCAGCCGUCGUCGAUCGAUCCGUCCGCCACCACCCAGUUCACUCAGGAGGCCAAGAUUACCGCCCUCUGCGGUGGAUGGCAGAAAAUUAAGAACAAGGUCGAGGAGGCUAGCGUGGAGCGAUUCCGUGAGAACGCCAAGAUCGGUCGUGAGGGCUUUGAGACUGUCCUCGAGAUGAGCCGCCGAGUCUUUGGCGAGCAGCGCGAUCUCGAGAAACAGAAGCUGUAA
Messenger RNA from Penicillium argentinense, 567 nucleotides. RefSeq names its product putative mitochondrial protein sorting (Msf1). The transcript is spliced from 2 exons. Gene Ontology annotation, molecular function: phosphatidic acid transfer activity. The coding region runs from base 1 to 567 and encodes 188 amino acids. Gene Ontology annotation, cellular component: mitochondrial intermembrane space. The record is from RefSeq and is a predicted model, not a curated record. Lineage: Eukaryota; Fungi; Ascomycota; Eurotiomycetes; Eurotiales; Aspergillaceae. Gene Ontology annotation, biological process: phospholipid transport.